Messenger RNA from Rotaria socialis, 855 nucleotides. Lineage: Eukaryota; Metazoa; Rotifera; Eurotatoria; Philodinida; Philodinidae. The record is from the annotation of a GenBank genome assembly.
AUGCUACGCUCUUAUCUCAAUACGCAGGAUCGGCGCACUUCUAUUAAUCGUCGAAAAUAUAGGUAUGCCGAGUGGGGUUAUUUCGUGGCUAUGUGUUGCACAACUUGUGUAUUGAUGUCUAUAGCCUCAUUGGUCACUAUCAGUUUAAUUCCUCUCUAUCUGUCAAGUCCCGCAGUGAACAAAGUGUACAAUCCGACAGAAAGUGAAGCGCUUGAUACGGAGUAUGUAACCAACUAUGAACUGCCUGUUGGCAUGGAUUCAUCGUACGCUCUCAUAACGAACACACAAGAACUUGGCUCAGAAAUUACUAGUGCCUUGAAGGCUGAUUCAAAUACUAUUUCUGUUACAACAGCGGUGGUCAGUUCACGAAACACAAAAUCGUCUGUUCGUCGGCGUCGCCUAACAUCUUGUGCAGCUGAAACUGCAUCGGCAGGUUCUCGGGUACAAAUUAAUUUAUUAAUUAAAUAUCCGCGUCGAUGUGGCCAUAGUUCUGUAUGCAAAGCGAAAUUUCUAGCGACUCUAACAAAGCUCUUGGAAACUUUGCCAGUUUUUUCUCCGACUAUCGAAUUGCAGAAUGGGGCAGUCAGGGUUUCAGUGCCAUUACAAAUAUGCAGUGUAACUGUUCAGGAGAGAGGAGCAACCACAGCAACAUUUCCGCCAACUACUAGCACUACUAUAGCAUGUUCUGACUCAGCUGGAUAUUUUGAACAAGGUACUGGUCAAACAUGCCAAACUUACAUUGAUUAUGGCUUUUGUAAUGGAUCAAGUGUUGUCACUACUUCGGGUAUCAAUUCAGUCUCAGCACAACAGAAUUGUUGUUCGUGUGGUAAAGGGACAACACAGACGACUGGAUGA